CUUCGACUUCUUUUAAAGUCCAGCCUUCGCCGCGCUGAUUGGUGCGAUGUUAAUCUAUAUUUGCAUAGCCCCGCCCCGAGCUGACGCUCACCCGGCGCAGGUCAUUCCUAUUGGGUCCUGUCGCCAACGCACCAAGUGUAGGCUCAAUGAUUUGUGGCAUCGCCUCAAGCUCUUGGUCAUUGCUCCCAAAGAUGUCAAUCACCAGGCGGAGGAACUUCCAAUUGGAAAAUAUGACUAUUUAGACCUAGUUGCUCCGCCUCCGGUUUUUAACAACUAAGACCUGGCAUUCAUCACGUCUAGAGGUUGUCUGCUACUGGUCCAUUGUCUGUCAAUUAUUUUAAUCCUUCAUUUUAAUUGGUGGUAGUUUCAAGCCUUGCCUUCCUUUCAUUCGCAUUGGUAAACGCUCACAAUUGCUCAGUUUUCGUAUUAAUGUAAUUGGUUCCUUUUUAAAGGUCAUCUACUUAUCGCCACUGUCCAGAAGACUGUUAUUUCCUUGGUUGUUUUAUAGUUAGAUUGGCAUUGAAAUUUGUUUUUCCCUGUUUACCAUUACUACGAUCCAUAUCGUAAUGUUCUUAUUAUUAUGACGGACUCAGCCAACCGCUGAUGGGGAUUUGUAUUUGAAUAUCUAAAUAGGGCUGAUUUGACUUUGUUCAACAAUGUUCAGAGUACAGCAGCUCACGUUUUUGUUGAAAAUAAUCCUUUAAAAUUGCAAGAAACACCGAAUAACUUUUUACUAAUAAUUCAUUGGCAUUUACGACGCUUUAACUCGGGGAAACAAAGCAUAUGAAAUGAGUUUUCCCUCCCCCCAAAUUCGGAAGAUGGAAUUCACCUGGUCGGAUUAAUGCUAAUCGCGAGCCGAGGCAUCCGCAAUUUUUAUGGGGUUUUUUUUUGCAAUCUUCCCACUCAGAUCUUCAAACUAAUUGUUGGAGCGUGGUUACUUGUUCGCCGUUUCCGCUAAAUCCGGUGUAACACACGUUCUGUUACGUUUAGAUUUGUUGCAUUUACUCAGGUGCAGCUCUCACCUUCACGUUUUCCUCCACACUCGUGUAAUCCUUUCCACCGCCGUGGAUAGGUUCGCCUGCGCUCGAGCGCCAAGUUAUAACAAAAUGGAAACUUAUUCUGAGCGAGUCUUGACUUGAAUCGCAGUGCGGUGGCAACUUCAGCAGACCUACAUUUUCACUUCUUUUUACUUUAAGAGUUCUCGUUUUACUAUAUACAUUGGGAAGGGAAAGACUUAAUCGAUGAACUAAGCAAUGACCUUCUAACGACACGUCGUAUUGUUUUAAUGUUAAUUCCGCAAUUUGUCAUGCUUCAUUUCUGAAUUAUUUGAAAGGAAGUACUCAGUAGACGGUCAUAUUUUUGCUAUUGUAUGAUAUAUAUACAUAUAUAAAAAUUCGGUAACUGGUUAACUGACAAAUCCUUCUUACCUGUUGUACCAACAGGUUUUACCUGGCAAUUUGCUGACUCUAUAUCGACUCGUGUCAUUGCUUUUUCCCGCCUUUGGCUGUUUGCCACAUACUCGUGCGGAGAAGUUCCUUUUGUCUGAUUUAUGAACAUAGUUUCCAACUGUCAGGCAAAUCGAAACUGUUGCAACACAGCCGAGAGCAGAUCGCGAGUCUAUUCGCUACUUCAGUAUCAUUAAAUUCGCGUAUGUUUUAAUAACAAGUCUAGUGCAUGGCAAUUGUUAGUUGGACUUAUUGCACGAGCUGAGCAAUAGCAAGGUUGGCACUGAAAGCCACGUGAUGUUUCUAUCUUAUAAUGUUUUUUAGUAUAUUUUUUUCAUGUUAACAACUACAACUUCAGAACUUGAUUAUCACAAUGUUAUUGAAAUCAACACUCAUUCUACUUGUCAUUACACGAACUCAAUCAAAACCAUGAACCAACCGCCUAUGUUCAUUCAAUCUUUUAUUCUGCAGAGUACUAUUUUAAAACCCGCUAAAAAGUAAUCAUCAAUCUGGUGACUUGCGUGGUCGCCUCUUUUUGGCCUUGAUGGUUCGCCUUGGCCUUGUACCUCAAGCUUCCAAUUUAAAUAGUUAUGCCUCUUCCUGUGGAAGUGCUUAUAAUUGGAGCUGGAAAUCGGGGACAGAUUUAUUCAUUUUUUGCCAAGGAUUUUCCAGAGCGAAUGAAGGUUGUGGGAGUAGCUGACUGCCGCCAAGUUGCCAGACAGAAUUUACAGAUGAAAUACUCAGUGGCAGAUUGUAAUGUCUUUGAUGAUUGGAGGGGAGCUGCUGCUCGGGUGAAGUUUGCAGAUGCAGUGGUCAUAGCAACACCUGACAGACAACACAAGGAACCAGCAGUGGCAUUUGCAGAAAAGGGCUACCACAUCCUACUGGAGAAACCCAUGGCUGUAACUGUUGAUGAUUGUAAGGAAAUUGUUGCUGCGUGCAUGAAGCACAAUGUGAUUCUUUCAGUUUGCCAUGUCCUGAGAUACUCACCAGCAGUUUUAAAAGUGAAGGAGCUGCUGAGCCAGGGAGUGAUAGGAGAAGUGGUCCACAUCCAACAUCUGGAACCUGUUGGUUUUUAUCAUUUUGCUCACUCAUUUGUCCGAGGGAAUUGGAGAAAUGAGCAAGAGAGCACCUUCUCACUAUUGGCUAAAUCUUGCCAUGACAUUGACAUCAUCAACAGCUUGAUUGGAAAAAGGUGUAUCAAAGUUUCAUCAUUCGGAUCACUCUCACAUUUUACCAAAGAAAAUAAGCCUCAGGGUGCUGCUUCUCGAUGCUUGAAUUGUGCUGUGGAGCAGAGCUGUCCAUAUUCUGCCAAGAAAUUUUACCUGGAAGGUGUCAAGAAUGGUCACAAAGGAUGGCCUAUUUCGACUAUCUGCGAAGGCGCUGAUGUUGAUAUUGAGUCGGUUACUAAGGCACUUUGUGAAGGACCUUAUGGAAGAUGUGUAUACGAAUGUGACAAUAAUGUUGUCACCCAUCAGGUUGUGAAUAUGGAGUUUGAGGGGGGAGUGACAGCAGCUUUCACUAUGGUGGCCUUCACUGAAAAACUGUGUGACAGGAACAUGACAAUUUAUGGAACUAAGGGUGAGCUGUCAAGUGAGGGCCAGCAUCCCGUGAAAGUUUUCGAUUUCCUCACACAGACUAAAAAGGAGUACCCCUUGGAUUAUUCUAUACUGCAGCAAACUCAGCUGACAGGGCAUGGAGGAGCUGACUAUUAUCUGAUGGACAGCUUUAUACAAGCCGUUGCUGAGAAUAAUCCAUCACUGAUCAUGACUGGUCCUGAAGAAACCUUGGCCAGCCACCUGCUGGUGUUUGAUGCCGAGCGUGCACGAAGGGAAAGUCGCAUCAUCUACUGUAAUCAGACAGAAUGAUAAUAGCUGCAAGCACCUCAACAUGUGGGAGAAAUUUGAGGAGUUUUCAGGAUUUAUAUCUUUCACUAUAUUCCAGGUGUACAUUGCCCUUCAGUUGCAGUAGGGAGUAAACCAGGUUUGGUGUGAGCUCUAAUCUUUAACUUUAUUUCCCCAAUACUUAAUUUGAAAACCUACUACUUUUGAUUAGGCAAUGGAAUUGAAUCCGAUAUUAAGAUAUUUGUGUAUAUUUAUAUUAAUGGAAAAAGAUGGUUGUGGAUAUCAGUGAACAAUAGACCAAGAUGUAAGUUCUAAUUAGUAGCAUCAUUGAUUGGGGGUGAAUUCAAUUGCCUGACAUAUUGAGAAAUUAAAACAAAAAGAUAGGUCAAUGUAAGACAAUGCAAUAAAUGGUAAAUGUAACUGGGACCGGGAGUACAUUAAUCAUUUGAGAAAUAGAGUAAAUAAUCAGGAAACUCAUUCAUUCUUAUUUGCCUCUGACUGAAUCUGGUUAAAAUGACAUCUGUCUGAAAACAACAUGAAAAGAGAGAGGACGGGCUUAUGUCAUUGACGUUAAAUAGGUUUGAAUAGUAUAAUUAGUGCUGUAACUGGAUCCUGACCUGAAGCAGGGCAAUGAACAACAAUUCUAGGAAAAUUAUUUACUGCAAAUUUUUUUUCUUUUCACAAAGUAUUUUCAUAUGUGGUAUGGCCAGAUUAAUAUUAAAUGUGAAGGAUUAGAACUGUCCAGUACUGCUUUAAAGUGGAAAUGUAAAGGAAAUAUGCACCGAGGACUACUGUAACUCGGAGUAAGAUUGGUGUGAAAGGGCAAUGAAACUUUCCAGGAAUCUUUGUGGAAAAAUGUUGCCUGAAGUGUAUCAGUCAGUCUACAUCAUCAGCAAAGUGACAGAUAGUGGCAACAACAGUUACUUCUAACUACAUAUAGUCCACAUUAACCAGAUAACUGAUGCCCACUCUGUGUUCCACCAGGACCAGUCGCUGAGCUUCAGAGGUGAAGCAAAGUGACAGCAUUUGACUGAUUGUGGCAUCAGGAGGCCUGGUAAACCUGAAGUCAUUGGGCAUCCAGAGGAAAAUAUUCCAGUCCUUAGAAUCAUAACUCACAUAGUGUAGUGCAGAGGUCAAUUAUCACAGCCCCCAAGACAUCCUGCAGGACUUUCCAUGGGCUUUGCCUUGGACCUACCUCAUAAGAUUGGAACUGAGGAUGUUUGCUGCUGAUUGUUCAAUUAUAUUUGUAGUUUCUCAGAGAAUGAAACAAUCUAUGCCUGGUCUUAGUAAGACUGCAAUAACAUUCUAUCAUCAGCUGAUAAAUGGCAAGUUACAUUUGUGCUACAAAGGUGUCAGACAAUGAUCAUGUCCAACAGUUGGAAGGCUGAUCAUCUACGUUUGGCAGUCAAUGGCAAUACCGUUGCCAAAAGCUCAACAUACUGUGGUGAUGAGCAGAUCAGAGCCUCGGUAUCCUAUACAUGUGACUAGCUUCCUGACACUCAAAGCCUUUCCACAAGGCACUCAGUGCGAUGGAAUAUUUUCAACUAGGUUAGAUGAGUGCAAUAACAUUAGGAAGUUUGACAGCAUCCAAUACUUGACUGAUACCCCAACCGCCAUACUAUGUAUCAGUGGCCCAUAGUGAGUACCAUCAAUGAAGUUACCACCAAGAAUGAGUUGGGCUCCAGGCACAGAGGAAUAUCAUUGCCUGAAUUUUCCAACAAAUUGCACACCAUUCUGGGAAAUAUAUUGGUGUCUUCUCAUCAUUACUUCAUCUAGGUCUUGGAAAAGCCCGUGCUUCAGCAUUGUGGGAGUAUCUUCAACAGAGGAUGGCAGUAAGAUGGUUCCCCUCAAGGGCAAUUAUGGAUGGCAGUAAAUAAUAACAUUGCUGGCAAAGCAGAGAUCGUUUUUUAUAAAUCUAGUUCUAGACUGAACUGAAUUGUUAAUCUCAACCCAGGUAAGAAUUGAGGUACUCCAUCCAAUGGAAAUCAGGUCAGCUUUCUAUUUAUGGCAACAUCUUGUUAAAAAAUAUCAUAGUGCUGAUAACCAUGGUACAUAGAACAUAGAACAAUACAGCAUAGGAAAGGCCCCUUCGACCCACGAUGUCAGUGCCGAACAUGUUGCCAAGUUAAACUGAUUUCAUCUGACUGUACAUAAUCUAUAGCCAUCUAUUCCCUGCACUUGCAACUGCCGACCCAAAAGCCUUUCAAAUGCCACAAUGGUAUCUGCCUCCACAACCACCCCGGGCUGUGCGCUCCAAGCUCCCACCACUCUCUGGGUAAAAAAAAACUUGCCCCGCACAUCUCCAUUAAACAUUUCUGUGUUUUCUGUCUGGAGAAGGGUCUCGACCCGAAACAUCACCCAUUCCUUCUCUCCAGAGAUGCUGCCUGUCCCGCUGAGUUACUUCAGCAUUUUGUGUCUAUCUUUCAUUAAACAUUCUUCCUCUCAUCUUAUAGCUUUGCCCUCUAGUGUUGAAAAUUUCCACCCUGGGGGAAAAAGGUUAUGACUGUCAACUUUAAUGUAAAGUUUAAUGUGCACGGCCAUCCUCCCCUAUCUUCACCCAAUACAUACAAAUUUAUGUAUAUAGGCUCGUUCUUGAAUACUAGUUUGUUGUUAAGAAGGGAGGUGUAGUUUUGUGCAUUUUUUAAGUCCAUUUUUACUAGGGAUGGAUACAUUACUACCAAAACAAUUUAAUUGUCCGUAGCUAACUGCCCUUCCACCACUGCAGGCUGCGGAAAUGCUGCUUUCACUGUGCUGUUGGGUAGGAAACGGUCAGACUUUGACCUAGAAAUGAUGAUGUAAAGCCAAUACAUGUCCACCACAAGACAUGUGUGACUGAGGAAACUUGGAGAAGGCAGCAUUUCUCUUCCAGUCAAGAAGCCAUAUGUUUUGGGGAAUAAUAUUGAAGGAGCCUUGGUAAGUUAAUAUGUGAUACUGAAUACUGAUUUUUUUUUUUGUAUCCAUUCAUUAAUACUGGGAUACAACAAAUGAUUGCAUGUCUGUUUCAUCUCUGCAUGAACCAGACUGGGCAAACUCUUUCUGAAGCUGAAACAUGUUAUGCAAAAAUAUUUGUUUGUUUGGAGUUUGUUUAAUGAUGAAGCAGACAGGGUGAUGUUACUGUAGAGGUAUUCUUAUAAUAUUAUAAACUGCUUAUAAUAUAUUAUAUUAUAUAAUAUAUAAUUAUGUAAUAUAUAUUAGCGGCUAAUAUAUUAUAUGUGGCUGUUGUUUUGUAGAGUCAUCAACCUAGCCUGAAAACAUCAAUGUGUAUUUAUGUAAUUCCCAUAAGUUUAAAAUAUCCUUUUAAAAAAGCAUAAUCUGCCAAAAAUAAAUAAUGGGAUGGAAUAAUAGUUGAUUUAUUUGCUUACUUUGACACUACUGCUUUCUCUAGGAAUGGUAAAGGCACAAAAUUCCAGAUUUUGCCAUUAGGUUCAGGAAGAACUGUUAAUUACAGAUGUGGCUGGACAGAGGCACAAUAAAAGCUAUUCUUAGUGGAAUAUAAGCAUAUAUAUUGAAUUGACAUAAAUACAUUAAUGAUCUCUGGUGUGUAGGUUUGUUCUUGUAACCAUGAAAGAUAAUUAGCAUCUUUAAUUAUGAGUGUGAACAUUUACUUGAAUAUGCUAAUUCAAGCAUCAUGAAUCCAAGUGAAUUGAAAUGUUUCUCCAUUAUUAAUACUGUGAGGGGAACCAGUUCACUAUUAUUGAUUUUCGAAUUAUGAGAAAUCUAUUUAAAAGAAGCAAUGCAAGUAAAAAGCCACAUUCAGCAUGGUUGUAAUGUGUUACUCAAGGAAAUAAAUGACAAAAUAACUUAUGUAAACAAUGAAGUAUUGUAAACAAUCAA
Molecule: messenger RNA, 7123 nt
Organism: Leucoraja erinaceus (little skate)
Lineage: Eukaryota; Metazoa; Chordata; Chondrichthyes; Rajiformes; Rajidae
Exons: 14
Coding region: 2036-3313 (425 amino acids)
Molecular function (GO): nucleotide binding
Source: RefSeq, a predicted model, not a curated record